Messenger RNA from Guillardia theta CCMP2712, 507 nucleotides. RefSeq lists its product as hypothetical. Lineage: Eukaryota; Cryptophyceae; Pyrenomonadales; Geminigeraceae. Gene Ontology annotation, biological process: translational termination. Gene Ontology annotation, molecular function: translation release factor activity. The transcript is spliced from 3 exons. The record is from RefSeq and is a predicted model, not a curated record. Bases 1 to 507 code for a protein of 168 amino acids.
AUGCUUGUAAGUCCUGCUGGAGGGACUAGAUUACCAGCGUCCACCGCAAUGCGCAUUUCCCUGAAUCGAUACCACAACUUUGACAUCAGCCAGGGCAAGGUGGAUGCGCUCUUUGACAAGAUCGAGGAGCUGGGGAUCAAGCUGGAGGAGAUCGAGGAGAGCUUCGUGAGAGGGUCCGGGGCUGGAGGGCAGAAGAUUAACAAGACAGCGAACAAUGUUCAGAUGAAGCAUCUACCCACAGGGCUGCAAGUGAGCUGCCAGAGGGAGAGAGAGCGGGAGAAGAACAGGUUCAUCGCUCUCCGACAGCUAGUGGAGAAGAUCGAGGCGGCAAGGUCAGGGAGCGGUAUGAGCAAGGACGACGCUGCGGCGAUAAAGAAGAGGAAGCAAAAGGCAAGAAGGAAGAGAAGGUCCAAGUCUGCGGCUGAGAGACAGGAGGGAGGGGAAGGAGAAGGAGAAAGUUACAGUGAAGACGAUGACGAUGUCGAUGGUGAAGAAGUACGAUCGUGA